Molecule: messenger RNA, 1490 nt
Organism: Carassius carassius (crucian carp)
Lineage: Eukaryota; Metazoa; Chordata; Actinopteri; Cypriniformes; Cyprinidae
Gene: mest
Product: mesoderm specific transcript
Exons: 12
Coding region: 130-1242 (370 amino acids)
Molecular function (GO): catalytic activity
Source: RefSeq, a predicted model, not a curated record
UCAAGCCUUACUUUGAGCCCUAGACCUUUGGAUCCUUGGCAACACGACGCUCGAUUACAGUCGCAAGCUUAAUGUUUUAGGCCUUGCAAAUACGGAUUAUGCAGAUGACAGCUCAGUGAGAGACUCUUAAUGUCACUCAACGGCACAUAUUUCAGCCCAACCGCGAAAACAACCGACACACGCUGUGAUAAAGCGCAGGAACCGAGAAUGACACACGACUCACCUCGGAAUGAAGGCGAGUGCGGAUCGGUCCGUCGUGUCAGCAGGGAGUGGUGGCUUCACGUGGCUCUGUUGUUCAUCCCUCUGCUCGCUGUGUAUCUGCAUAUCCCUCCGCCACAGCUCUCACCUGCGCUCAACACCUGGCACUCUUCCGGUCACUUCUUCACAUUCAGAGUCAAUAACGUCUUCUAUAAAGAGUCAGUUGGUGUCGUGGGAAGCUCUGAUGUCCUCUUGCUGCUUCAUGGAUUUCCUACUUCAAGCUAUGACUGGUAUAAGGUCUGGGAUUCUCUGACUCAACGCUUUAACAGAGUCAUCGCCCUCGACUUCCUUGGCUUCGGUUUUUCUGACAAACCGCGACCGCACCGUUACUCCAUCUUCGAGCAGGCCAAUGUGGUGGAGGCCCUGGUUGCUCAUUUGGGUCUGUCGGAGCAGAGGAUCAACAUCCUGUCACAUGACUAUGGAGACACUGUAGCUCUCGAGUUACUGUACAGGAGUGACCAUAACAGAAGCGGACACAUCACGAUAAACAGCCUCUGCCUCUCAAAUGGAGGAAUAUUCCCAGAGACUCAUUAUCCAAGAUUUGUUCAGAAAGUGCUGAAGGACUCUGGUUUCAUUUCACCUGUACUUACCCGCCUAAUAAACUUCCAGUUUUUCUCUAGAGGAAUAAGAGAUGUGUUUGGACCGUACACCCAGCCAACAGAGACCGAGUUGUGGGACAUGUGGACAGGAAUUCGCUUUAACGAUGGAAAUCUGGUCAUGGACAGUAUCCUGCAGUACAUUAACCAGAGGCUGAAACACCGAGAGAGAUGGGUCGGGGCUCUAACCUCCACUUCAACACCAUUGCACAUGAUUUAUGGACCACUAGAUCCAGUUAAUCCACAUCCUGAGUUCAUCCAGCUCUACCAGAAACUAGUGCGGAGAUCCACAGUAUCGGUUCUAGAUGAGCAUGUGAGUCACUAUCCACAGCUGGAGGAUCCCACAGGCUUCUUUAAUGCCUACCUCAGCUUUAUCAACUCAUUCUGAGGAGUAAUAAUAGGAAUAUUGCCUCAAAUUAGUUGUUAGAAAAUAUUCAAUUCCGUUUAUUAUCAAACCGCAGAGUGUGUGAAAUGUCAGUCAUGUGUUUAAAUGCACAAAACUGAAAGUAUUGCACCAAAUACCCAAACAGUCAUUACAAAAAAUAUUAAGAGUUUGUUCAAAUGCAAUGCAAACUUGUAAAUAUAUGUGUUCCAAGCAUGAAUGCUUUUAUUCAAAUAAAAUGAUCUUUGUAUGAA